GCGGGGCAGGGGCGCGGCGGGGCCGUGCCCGGGGCCGCAGCCGCCCGGGAGGGGCCGGAGCGAGCAGGAGCCUCUCCCCGCCGAGCGGCCUCCGCCCGCCCGCCGGUGCCCGGCGCUGCCUGCAGAGCCGCGGCAGCACCGGGGAGUGAGCGACUCGGCGAGGGGAGGAAAAGAGGAGGAAAAGAAAUCGGAUUGCCGAAAGGAUUAGGAAGUGGGGUGGGGAGCCGAAGCUCUCUCCCUCCCUCCUUCCCUCCCUCCCUCCUCGCACACAUUUGUGAAGCUUUUCAGAGUUACCCUUCAGCAUCAGUACCGGCAGCGACCCGGGUGAGCCGCGACAGCGGAAGGUGCUCGGCAAACUGCAAGAGCGAUCAGAGGGAGCGGAGUGGUCCGGGCCGGCAGACCCUGCCCUGCCCCGGCCCCUGCCCGCGCCGCGGGGCACCGCGCUUCCCGGCUCCGCUGGCUAAUACACACAUACAUAUACAUAUAUAUAUAUAUAUAAAUACGCUUUUACUGCUCCUCUCGGAGGACAGGAUUUGGAGCAUUAAGGGCGGGAGUGCUGCCAGACCGCCUGCCCUGGACGUGCGAGGUGGGGAGAGAGGAAGGGAGAGAUGCCUCUGAUUAGAGGGAAAGUCGUGCUCAUUCUCGGAUUCGUCUUCCUGACAACUUUCCUGGCUGCGGUGAGAGGGCUGCCCGUGAGAGGGAAACAGCGCAGCAACAGCCCGAAGGAGAGGAGCUCCAAGCUGGCGGAGGUGUCAGCGUCACCCGGCCCCAGCUCGGCGGGGGACGAGGAGCUGCCCCCGUCGGGCCGGGCGCGGGGGCUGCGGCGGCACCGGCGCAGAGGACUGCCUCAGCAGCCCGCCAGGAGCCCAGCGCUGCCCCAGCCCGGGGCUGCCGGCCAGGACGAGAGCCUGCCCUUCAUGCUGGACCUGCAGAACCUGCCAGGGCUGGCCAACGUGGACCUGAGUGCCCAGAACCCCAACAUCCAGGUGACCAUUGAAGUGGUGGAUGAUCCUCAGGCUGAGAUGGAGAUGGACUUGUUGAAGGAGACAAGCAAUGACUGGUCUCUGACAUCCUCUGAGUGGUUGUCUCACAAGGACCUGUUCUGGCCCCUCUUCUGGGAAUACACUGACCCUGCUGAGGGAGAGGAGGAGGAGGAAGAUGAAGAGGAGGAGGAAGAGGAGGAAGAGGAUGACAACCUGGAUGUAGGAGACAGGGAAGAAGAAGAAGAGGAUGAUGACGAAGAGGAAGAUUACACAGCAGAGUAUGAGGAGGAGGAGUCCAUGCUUAGUGGAGUAGGUGGUAACUGGGACCAGCGAUGGCCUGGGCAGAAGAACUGGAUUUUUAAGGAAAAAUACAAUUACGACUAUGAAGAUGAGGAGGAGUGGAGCCCAUGGUCCCCUUGCAGCAUCACCUGUGGCAGUGGCAACCAGAAGAGGACCCGGUCUUGUGGCUAUGCCUGCACAGCGACAGAGUCAAGGACCUGUGAUCUGACACACUGCCCUGAAGGAGAAAUGGUCUUCCCCACAGAAGAGACACCUUUCAAAAGCGACAACACCACGGAGCUGUUCAACUCAGAGGUGGACAGCUGUGAGAAGUGGCUGAACUGCAAGAGCGACUUCCUGACCAAGUACCUGAGCAAGGUUCUGACAGACCUGCCCAGCUGCCCCUGCUCCUACCCGCUGGAGGCCGUCUACAGCGCCGUCAACCUGCGGGACGAGCAGCGGGGCAAGAGCUUCCGCUGGCGGGAUGCCAGCGGCCCCAAGGAGCGCCUGGACAUCUACAAGCCCACGGCACGCUUCUGCCUGCGCUCCAUGCUGUCCCUGGACAGCACCACCCUGGCUGCCCAGCACUGCUGCUACGACGAGCACACCCGCCUCAUCACCCGCGGCAAGGGCGCCGGUGUCCCCAACCUCAUCAGCACCGAGUUCUCUCCGGAGCUGCACUACAAGGUGGACAUGCUGCCCUGGAUCCUGUGCAAGGGGGACUGGAGCCGCUAUCACGCCGUCCGGCCCCCCAACAACGGGCAGCGCUGUGCUGACAACCCCGCCGAGGAGGAGUACCUGUCCCAGCUGCAGGAGGCCAAGGAGUACUAGCCACGGCCACUCAGAGGUGCCAUGACCACUGCUGGCUGCACCCUGCAGCCUGGCCAGCCCUGACCCUGCUCAUGGGCUCCUCAGUGGUGCCAGGCAAAUGGGGAGGAUGCACCAUCUGUCCCAUCCCCUCAGAGGGGUGUCUCAGCCCCCUCCGGUUGCUGGGGGUGCUGGAGGUUAUUGUGGUGCAGUCCCUGCCGUGCCACCCAGGGCAGUCCUGUAGUCCAGGGCUCCUGGCCUGGCAUGUGGAGAGCAGCAGGGGCUGGGAAGUAUAAAGGGAACAAGGGGCUGCUCCUGUCUGCUUUUAUUCUCUGUGACCUUUCAAUGCAGCCUGAAAGCUGAGCACAGGGUGAGUUGGGCUCAGCUCCUGCUGGCUUCACACCACAUCUGAGGAGCUGCCGCAGGCAUGGCUGCCUGCUCUUGUGUGUACACCUGCCCUGGCACAUGCUGGUUUGUGUCUGAAACUGGGGGUAGGUCUUACUAGAGAGUGCAGGGCUGUUCCAGCCAUGCAUACAGAGCAGGGCCUCCCCCAUCCUUGGGUUUGUGCAUGCAGGGUUGGCAAGGAGCAGGGAAAACCUUAUCAGGGUCUGUGGGUCUGGGGGAGGGGGCUCUAGAGGGUCUCUGGAGCACUUGUGACACAGCCCAAAAGAAACUCCUGUGUUUUCCACUCACUGCCCUGCCAGGGGCAGGAGGCACCUUGGCCACUGCUCCUGCCAUUGCUGGUGAGGAGCAAAGAGCACUGAGCCAAGCUAGGCCCUGCUCCAUGCUGAGUCUGUCCAGGUCCCCACCUGGGGGCAGACACACCAGACUGAGCCAUGGACCCCUCAGACUCACUUCCAGGCCAGGCUCACAAGUGUGGCUCCAGAGGAGGAAGACACACACGUGCUAAUAGUGUCAAUACCUGGUGUCCACAGAUCAGGGAUCCUCAUGCUCUCUGUUGGCACUUGGAUCUUGCCUAGGUUUUAUUCAGCUUUUCACAGGUCCAUGGCAGUGUCUCCUAGCAUAUUUUGGAAGCUUUUCUGCAGAGAAACUAGGCUGAGCACCUUCAUCCCUGGACAUUCAGUUGCUGAACUGGCAGAAAAUUUACAGCUUUUCUUUAAAAAUUUUUAUGCAUGAGGAGAAAUAAAAGUCAAGCACACAUAAAGAAGAAUGGAGUAAUUUCUACACUAGAGGUUUCAUGCAAGUCUGCUAGCUACUCUGUGUACUUCUGCAGGGCACUGUUGAACCAAAGCAGUGGUGCCAGAGGUUGACCUUCCUGUGCCAUCAGUCCUUCUUACAGGAGCUUUCUCCAGCCUCAGUGAAUAUCCUUAGUCUGAAAAACUCUUUGGGGAGUCUUUCUGGGGGCAUCUUUGUGUCUGUUGAGUGUAUGUGGAUCCAUUUGCCUUGGUUACUGCUAGAAUAUUGCAUCCUUGGUCAUCCAUACCUAGGACUUCAUAGCUGGUAAAACAAAAGUAUUAAUGAACUUACUUAGCUAUUGGAUACACCCUUGUAUCCCUAGACUCUGGAUAUGGGUUCUAUUAAAAUACAGGCAGACAUCAUCCUUUUCCCAACAGAGAUGCAGUCUGAGGUGACCAGUGUUCUCUAAAUGGUGAGAAGGAAGAGAAACAAAUAAGCAUUGAUGGAGACCUAGAGAUCACUACAUGCUCUCUAGCCCAGAUGGUCAUUCACUCACUAGUUUCUGGCAAAGAGGUAGGUCAGGAGAGGGUGACAGUGAGCUGGUGGCUUGGUCUGGGAGCCAGGGAUCCUCAGCAAGAGACAUGGAAGGAAACAAAUUGGGCAUCUGAAGCCAUGGAAGGAUGAGCUUGGUAACUGCAGUCAUUCAGCACUCCCAUACCAUAUGCCAUCAUUAACAUCAUCAAACUCUCAGUGGAGUUUGUUUACCAUCAGGGCAGAUUUCUUUAAAGAAACCUCCUGUUGAAAGUGCCUAGUGUUCAUUAUUGGACCCACCCAUGGAAGCAGGACUUCUACAAACAGUCUUUCUUGAAGAAGACUUGCCAAAGCUCAGCCAAUUUGUUUGUUAGACUGGCUGCUCUCUAGGAAGUGCUCUUACAGUAAGAGUGUUACCCAGGAUUUUUACUGUCCUCCUCUUUACACUGGCUAUGUCAACCCAGAAAAACUUGUGAUUUCUGUAAUAACUGGAGUUCCUGUACAAGGGCAAGUAAAAAAGUUUCCUUCAUUGAUACUCCCCCAUUCCCUGACACCCCAACAAAAGCUAGUUGAGAGCCAAGUAGCUGUUCUGCUUUGCUGCCUCUGUGGUUUGGACAAAACAGGCACAAACUGGAGCAUGAGAAACAAGCACAUUGUUCCUCAUACAAGCACCUUACACACCAGGAGACUUUGCAGAACACCAUGAGAAAAGUAGACAUUAAGCAAGUGUUUAUUUUUAUAUCCUGUCAAAGAUUCUGUCCAGCCCCCUGCUAUUUAAGUUAUGAAUCUCUAAGCUUUCACUUCUUAAGUUUAUUGGUUUUUUAUAUAUAUAAUAUAUAUAUAAAAUGUCUUUUAUUCCUACAGAAUUUCACAGAGAAGAAUUCUUUAAACUGAUGCUGCAAUAAAGCACUUUAUACAUGUAUAUGUCAUGCUGAUGUCAUU
Oenanthe melanoleuca is the source of this 4679-nucleotide messenger RNA. It is a transcript of the gene ISM2, whose product is annotated as isthmin 2. The transcript has 6 exons. The record is from RefSeq and is a predicted model, not a curated record. Lineage: Eukaryota; Metazoa; Chordata; Aves; Passeriformes; Muscicapidae. The coding region runs from base 609 to 2093 and encodes 494 amino acids.